GAGGCGGGUGUUUGCAGCUGCUUGGAGGUGCUCCAGAUGCAAAGGAGUCGUGUUGAGGCCAUGGGUACAAGUAUGGAAGAAUUGGAAAGAAUCAACAAAAAGAUUGACUCAGUCAAGACUGAAGUUGAAGAAAAGCAGGAGAGGAUUUCCAAGCUUAACUUAGCACUUGAGGAACUAACUCAAAGCCCCAUAGCCUCCUUGAAUGACACAAAUAUGAGGGAAGAUUUUCCUGAAAAGGGCCUGCUCCCAAAGGGAAAUUGUAAUGAACCAUCAAAGAACAAAGACAGUCAACCCAGAAAAUACAUGAUAGACCACAAAGGUACAGCAACUGAUUUUGAAUAUGAUGCUUUGCUCAAUUAUUCUGCAAAGCCAUCUGGGGCAUCUAAAUCAAAGCUGGAUGGGACUGAUCAACAGCCCUUCUGCCACUUGCAAAAAUCUGUGGGUGAAAAUUGUCACAAGACCCUGGAGAGCCAAAGACCUUAUGUUUCACCAAUAAGAAUUCAAAUAAAUCUUGAAGAAUCUGAUGAAGAUGAUCUCAUAAUAGAUGUACCUCCACUCAUGCCUACUUCUAAAAAAUCUAGGCUAUUUAGAGGCUUCAAACACCAGCAUAUGGAUGAAAGGAUACAUAUCACACCCCUGGAAGAGAGAGAUCUUCAAAUUAGUGGCCCAGAAGAGGAAAAAAUAGAUAAAACCCAACAAACCACACAAAUAGUUGAUGACAGUAACAAAUUAGAACCACCUAAAUUGCUCAUGAAAACCUCACUGGAUACUAAAAGUAAUGUAAACCUGUGUCCUGUUAGAACCCACAUGUCCAAGAUGGGAAGUUUUGGUGGUAAUAAAAAAUAUGGCUGUAUAAACUUGUGUCCUGUUAGAACUCGCAUGUCCAAAAUGGAAAGUUCUGGUGGUAAUAAAAAAUAUGGCUGUAUUUCCAAAGAAGGUGUAUCCUGUGCACCUCUCAGUGACAAAGAAAUACUGACAGAAAGUCAUAAUGAAAGUCAUCCAAAGAACAAAAAACAUGUAAAAGCAAUUUAUGAUACUCAAAAAAAAGAAACUGAAUGUUGGUAUUCACCAAGUGAGCCCCAAGAUAAGCUUGUAAAAUACAGUGUGCUGGGAGUUCCAGACAGUCAAGAUUCCACUAUUUUUGAAGACAGCAAAUUAGUUGAACUCGAUUCUGGUAAGGGGAUUACUGAAGAUGACACCCUCUCUGAUUCUGAUGACACUAUGAAGGAAUGUCUUCAAAUUUUCAAUGAGCUCACAGAAAAUGAAGCUCAUAAGGAAGAGACUGCUAAGCAGGCUUCAAGAAAGCAAGAUAUGUUAUAUUACAAAAAAAAUUCUGGACCAAAAAAGAGAAUUGCCCAUACUGCCAAAUUUGAUGCUCCAACCAGUAAAGAGAUCAUUAGCGCAUUCAGGGAACCAGUCCCACCGCUACGCAGCCACAGUGUCAUCCUUCGGGCCCAGCAACAGGCAGUGCAGAUAAAGGCUGCUAUUAAGAGUGGGCAGGCUUUUGUUGCUGCUGCUUCAGAACAGAAGAAAAAUGCAUUUGCUUGUCCAGCCUCUCAGACCCAAAGGACAGAAAAUUCAUUUACAUCAAGCAGGCCUCACCUGGACGUAGUUCUUUCAAGGGAAAACCCAACUGCAAAGACGAGCAGAUCACACAUUCCUGUGAAAAGUAUUGCUUCUUUUCCUGUAAAGAUGUCCAAACAUAAGGCGGCUCAUGGGAAGCAAGCUUUAGUAACAUCAGAAUCCUCAUCCAAAGUACCUGAUGAAGUAAGGCAACGCUGCAUCAGCUCCUUUGUUCAGAAAUAUUUGAAAGUUUGUAAGACAGAGGACGAGGCUCUUAACAAGGCUAAAAUAGAAGAAAAGGCCAUCUAUGAAAAGUGUGGCAGUAAACAUAUGUAUGUGAAUGUAGCGAUAAAUACUCUUAAGAAGCUGAAAAAUCAAGUUGAAUAUGGAAGCAGUAAUGACAAGACAACUGGAAAGUAUGAAAAGAAAGAUGUGCUCACAGGAAUUAUUCUCUACAGACAUCUUAAAGACUAUCUUCUAACUGAAGAACAGUUACGUGAAAAUAACUACCCUCAACCAAAGCCUGACAAACCAGGAAGUGUUCUUUUAAACCCAGGCAUGACAAAAACUCUUGUAAAUGAUGCUUCUAAGAUCUGUUGUCGAUGUGGGAAAAUAUAUGGCCUGACUCCCUCAGGCCAACACAGUUGGGUAGAAGAAUGUAACUACCACUUUGGCCAAGUUUUGAGUCAUAAAGUGCUUAGUGGCUUAGAAUCUCGAUAUAGCUGUUGUGGAGGUAUGCUUGGAUCCCCUGGGUGUCAGGUUGCCAAGCUUCAUGUUCAUAACCAAAAAGAAAACCUAGAGGGCUUUGUGACAACUUUUCUCAAGGCCCCACCUGCUGAUGGUAGUCCUGGUGUGUUUGCAGUAAAUUGUGAGGUGUGCUACACAGCCAAAGGCUUGGAGCUUACCCAAGUGACCGUGGUUGAUGCCAGCCUCCAGGUGGUCUAUGACACAUUUGUGAAACCAGAUGAAGAAGUCAUUGACUAUAACACUAGGUUUUCUGGUGUGGUGGAAGGUGACUUGAGGAACACUAAAACAUCAAUCCGUGAUGUGCAAGCCGUCUUGUUGAACCUGUUUAGUGCUGACACUGUACUAAUUGGACAUAACUUUGAACAUAGUCUGUAUGCUCUUAAGUUAAUUCAUACUUCGAUUGUGGACACAUCAGUUAUGUUUCCUCAUAGGCUAGGCCUGCCUCACAAAAGAUCCCUCAGGAGUCUAGUGGCCGAAUGCCUGCAGAGAGUCGUUCAGGAUGAUGGUCACGAUUUUAGUGAAAAUGCAAAAGCCUGCAUGGAGCUGGUCCUUUGGAAGGUAGAAGAAGACCUGAAAGGAAAGAAGCGAGCACUUGGCCCCUGAACAUCUUUAAUCUCAGCAUUGCUGUUUCAGUGACGCCUCCGACGUUUACUACUGGCAGUGGAGUUUGGUCUGUGGUGGUGUGGUUCAAAGAGAAAAGGAGGAAAAGUGCUAUUGAGGUUUAUUUAUUACAUUUUAAAGGUUAAAUUUUCACAGUGAUUUCUAAAGUUGGGACUGGGGCUGGAGGGAGGGGUUAGUAAGAAUUAAGCUGGUUUGAACUUUCAACUCAUCUUUAUAAGUGCUGUGCUUCGUUUUGUGAGCAACGGGGCAGGAUGGUUUUGAUCUGGAGUAAUGAGUCCAUGGCUUUCCUUAGGUUACUUAACCUACGUUUCUUUUUUCUGCCUAGAUAUCUAAAACUGUCAUACUACCUGGAGUUAAAAACUUUACCUAACAAAAUUGUAACAGUUUCCUUUAGAUGUAUACAUAAACAUAAGUAGAAAUUUUUUCCCCUUGCAAAAUAUAUGGAAGUAGAUGUAAACUUUUCAGUGCAUUCUGUUGACAUUAAAGGUUGUGGUUAUUUGGCUA
Messenger RNA from Galeopterus variegatus (Sunda flying lemur), 3435 nucleotides. Its product is annotated as putative exonuclease GOR-like protein. Gene Ontology annotation, molecular function: nucleic acid binding; exonuclease activity. NCBI's taxonomy places the organism in Eukaryota, Metazoa, Chordata, Mammalia, Dermoptera, Cynocephalidae. Bases 37 to 2913 code for a protein of 958 amino acids. The transcript is spliced from 16 exons. Gene Ontology annotation, cellular component: nucleus. The record is from RefSeq and is a predicted model, not a curated record.